CCUCUCCAACCACUGGGACACCCUCAGCUUCUAGAGAAUAAAGGUCUUGAGAGUCAACAAGAUGAAGGUUCUGCUCUUCAGUCUUGUCUUUGGUCUUCUUGUGGCCAGUCAAGGUGAAGCUCAGACAGACGCCUCACAGCUCACAGGAAGAUGGAAAUCCCAUUACAUGGCAGCUGAUAACAUAGAGAAGAUCACCGAGGGCGGGCCAUUCCACACUUUCAUGCGUUACAUGAAGUUUGAUGAAGAAAAUGGCACAGCACUCUUCCAAUUUUAUUUCAAGGAGGAUGGAGAAUGCAGAGGAGACUAUACCACAGGCACAAAGGAUGGAGACGUUUAUUCUUUUCAGUACGCGGGUCACACUGAAUUUCGGGUCGUUAGAGUGGAAAACAACGCUCUCUUAGCUGAUGUUAUCAAUGUGGAUGAAAAUGGCAAGGAGACACAACUGGUACAAUUGUUUGGCAUAGGAGAUGAUGUUGGACCAAAAUGCAAAGAAGAGUUCUACAACAUGGUGAGAGAAAAAGGGAUUCCAGAAGAAAAUAUCCUGAACUUCAUCGAUCAGGAUGACUGUCCAGAGGAGUGGGAAAAAAAGUGACUCUGACACUUU
Cervus elaphus (red deer) is the source of this 604-nucleotide messenger RNA. Its product is annotated as odorant-binding protein-like. The record is from RefSeq and is a predicted model, not a curated record. Lineage: Eukaryota; Metazoa; Chordata; Mammalia; Artiodactyla; Cervidae. The transcript has 6 exons. Gene Ontology annotation, molecular function: odorant binding; small molecule binding. Bases 62 to 592 code for a protein of 176 amino acids.